Cololabis saira (Pacific saury) is the source of this 2071-nucleotide messenger RNA. It is a transcript of the gene htatsf1, whose product is annotated as HIV-1 Tat specific factor 1. The record is from RefSeq and is a predicted model, not a curated record. The transcript is spliced from 10 exons. NCBI's taxonomy places the organism in Eukaryota, Metazoa, Chordata, Actinopteri, Beloniformes, Belonidae. Gene Ontology annotation, molecular function: RNA binding. Gene Ontology annotation, cellular component: U2-type spliceosomal complex; U2 snRNP. Gene Ontology annotation, biological process: mRNA splicing, via spliceosome. The coding region runs from base 16 to 1641 and encodes 541 amino acids.
CGUCAUCGCGGACAGAUGAUACCAGACGUUAGCGGGAGAGAAAUAACAUUUAUUCGAAAUAAAAAGAAAAACCAACCUGAAAACUCUCAAAACAAAAGCCGAGUUGGAUCUGACUGCAGGCUUAUUUUUGUCUCCAAACCAGUUUGCAGGUGCUUCCGACCACACGAUUUAAAGAUGAGCAGUGAAGCGGAGAAGAACAAGGAGUUCCUGGAGCAGCUGCGGAUGCAGGAACUGUAUGGCCAGAGAAAGGACUCUGGUUCUGACCCGUUCACCUACACCGACCCCGAGGACGGGACCGUGUACGACUGGGAUCACGACAAGAAGGCUUGGUUUCCCAAAGUAACGGAGGACUUCAUUGCAGCCUAUCAGGCCAACUAUGGCUUCACUCAGGAAGGGGUGCCAGAUUCAAACAGCUCAGCGCUGAGCACCUCCCUCCCACCAGCUCCUGGUACAAACAGCAAGACGCCAGAAAAGGCAAAAUCGGUAGAUUCUACUCCAAAUCCAAUCCCAGACCAGCAGGAGAUGUCUACUAAAGAAACCAAGCAGAAAGGGGAGAAGAGGAAAGCAGAUCAGGGAUGGUUUAGUAUCGACGAAGACAAAAACACAAACGUCUAUGUGUCAGGUCUUCCUCCUGACAUCACCCCAGAAGAGUUUGUGGAGGUUAUGUCCAAGUGUGGCAUUGUGAUGCGGGACCCCAUCACAGAGGAGUACAAAGUCAAACUCUACAAGGACAAAGAAGGAAAUCUGAAGGGAGACGGCCUCUGCUGCUAUCUCAAGAAAGAAUCGGUGCCAUUGGCCAUGCGUCUGAUUGAUGAGUCAGAGGUCCGAGGUUAUAAACUUCAUGUGGAAGCGGCACGAUUUGAGCUAAAGGGCCAAUAUGACGCCAGCAAGAAGAAGAAGAAAAACAAAGAGUACAAGAAGAAAAUGCAGCAGCAGCAGAAACAGUUGGACUGGAGGCCCGAGAAGAAAGGAGAUGUGAGGAAAAGGCAUGAAAAAGUUGUCAUCAUCAGGAACAUGUUCCAUCCCAGUGACUUUGAGGAAGACCCUCUGGAGCUGAAUGAGUAUCGUGAGGAUCUCCGGUCUGAGUGUGAGAAGUUUGGUGAAGUCAAGAAAGUCAUCCUGUUUGAUAGACACCCGGAUGGUGUUGCUUCAGUUGCGUUCAAGGAGCCUGAGCAAGCCGACGCCUGUAUUCUUUCAUUCAAUGGCCGCUGGUUUGGGGGCAGACAGCUGUCAGCGCUGCUCUGGGACGGAACGACAGACUAUCAGGUUGAAGAAACGACUCGUGAGCGGGAGGAGCGGCUAAAGGGUUGGUCCACUUUCUUGGAAGGAGGCGAUAAAAAGCAGCAGAAAAAUGACACCACUAGCAGCAGUCCAGCAGAGAGCAGCACAGAAACAGCACCCAGCACCCAGUCUGGCACCACAGAGUCCAAACAGCAGGCACAAACAGAACCACAGUCCUCAGAGCAGCAGGACAAGCAGGACAAGCAGGACAAGCAGGACAAGCAGGACAAGCAGGACAAGCAGGACAAGCAGGACAAGCAGGACAAGCAGGACAAGCAGGACAAGCAGGACAAGCAGGACAAGCAGGACGCAGACUCAACUGACAGCAGCCUGGCGGGAAGUGAUGAAGAGGAAGCCUGAACACGUCCUUGUGGAUUCAACCAGGACAGUCGUGCUUUAAGCUGAAGAGUGCUGAGCUUUCCCGUUAAGAUCAGGAGGAGGAGGAGGAGGAGGAGGAGAAGGAGGAGGGAUACGGACAGUUGACUCAAUUUAUAAUGUAGGACAAUAAAAUAAGGAUUUUUGUCUGCUAUUUUCAUCAUUUUGGUUGUAAACAUUUGCGCAUUCAGCAAUCUGGUCAUUCCUUAAAAACCAUCUCCACAAUUUCAUUGUAAUUUUUGUUCUUAUUCAGAAAACUCUUUAAUUAUUGUCCCAGUGUCUUUCACUUCAGCAGCAUUUAAAUGAACUGAUGGCUAAUUAUAAAGAGGAACGCUUAUUUUUGAAAAAUGCAGAACUCAUUAAGAAUUAAGUCUAUUAAAAAAAUGUUAAAUAAAAUUUUAACACUGCCACAAAA